Penicillium oxalicum is the source of this 663-nucleotide messenger RNA. RefSeq lists its product as uncharacterized. NCBI's taxonomy places the organism in Eukaryota, Fungi, Ascomycota, Eurotiomycetes, Eurotiales, Aspergillaceae. The record is from RefSeq and is a predicted model, not a curated record. The transcript has a single exon. The coding region runs from base 1 to 663 and encodes 220 amino acids.
AUGUUGUCCUCACGCCAGCUUCUCCCUUUGCUCAGCUCACUGGGUAACUCUCGAUGGACCCUGAUUCGGACGCUUCGUAGCGAUAACCCUCUUGAUCUGAACGGGGAGCUGCGCGGCACCGCCGCUUUCACGCCGUUACCCUCUUCCGCCGAGCGCGAUUGGCUCUACAGCGAGGAGGGCGAGAUCCCUUCAGCGGUUACGGGAGGAGCCGCGCAACCAGGCCUGCGGUGGACCAAAAAGUACAUCUGGCGAGAGUCAGAGGACGCCGGGCGAAUCAGUGUCUGGUUUGUCAAGGUUGCGCCGGGUCCGGAAGAGGCCGAUUACCUGUUUCACACCUUUGACUUUGCCGACGCCACAUAUCAGGGCCAAGGAUCCCAUGAAACCGAGGCCAAUCCAGCUGCCAGGAAAAGCGAUGUAGCUGAGAGGGAUAGUGACGGGGAAUUGGUGACUCCUCCUCUUCCACCUAAAAGCGGCCUCGACGAGACGGAGACCACUGUCUUGACGGCCCAAGGCAACCAUCUCUGCAUCAAUGAUAUGUAUCGAACUGCGUAUGCUUUUCGAAUUCGCUCCCAGACAGGCGAGGUGGUGAGCUGGGCCAGUCGCCAUGUGGUUCGAGGUCCUAAAAAGAAUCAAGACAUUAUCAAUCGCUACGAGAGAGCUUGA